UUCUGCUGUUUUUUGAAUGACAACUUCAAAAACAACCUCACUUAUUAAAAUGAACUAAACUAAAAUAUAAACUAAUAUAUUAAACAUCCGCAUGCUUUUAUACUUGAUCUUUCAUAAGCCCAACUAAAGAUAAGAGAGAGGAAAAUCUUUUUUUUACUACUUCCUGUUGAAACCUGGCUGACACACACAGAAACAGACAGACACACCAGACAGAAAACACAGAAAGCAGCAUCAGAAUACAGCACAAAGUUAUAUUUCUCAUUUUAAACUACGGCAAUACAGCAGAAAUACAGCGAUGCAGUGACAGCAACAGAGUACGACGAGUAAAUCGAGACUAGAAAAAAAAGCUACAGAGACUUUUCGGUUGUUUUUUUUAAUGCCUUAAAAAUGUCUUCCAACAUUUAUGAAAAGCCGAAUGAGCUGAUGAACGCGAGAUACAGCAAAGGAGCCCAAGGGGACAGAGGAGAGAGAACAGAGAGACUGGUCGACAUCUACGAGAGCUUCGACCGUUUGACUGAUCAUCGGGUGGAUUUUUCGACACAGGAUGGAGGAGCAAACACUCGUCAUCCUCCAGCUGUCCUGAGAGACCCUUUUACAAUUGCUGCAGUGAUUCUGGGUCUACUGUGUCUCGUGCUACUAAUCGGAAUCACUGUCCUGUUCAAACUCUAUACUUCAGUCUCUCUGGAAAGGGACCAGCUGACUGAAGCUAACAAGCUGAGGACAAACAUUAGCGAGAGUUUGUGUCCUGAGGGAUGGAAGAGAUUUCGAUGCAGUUGUUACUACAAAUCUACUGAGAUGAAGAGUUGGGAUGACAGCAGAGCAGACUGUAAGAACAGAACAGCAGACCUGGUGGUCAUAAACAACAAAGAAGAACAGGAGUUUCUCAGAGAGCUGAAUGAAGAUGGAACUUCCUGGAUCGGCCUACAGACUGUGAAAACCUCAGAGUGGCCGGAGAAAUGGGGGUGGAAAUGGGUGGACGGAUCAACACCUUCAUAUAUGACCUGGGAAAUAGACCAGCCUUUACCACCUAUGAACUGGUCCACAGUGUCCAUUAAUCAAAAAGGAAAAUGGAUCAUUAGCAAUGAAUCCAAACAAUGGAUCUGUGAGAAAGAAGUCUCCUGAAAGCUUCCUGGUGAUCCUGCAGUUAUAUUUAUACAAAGUAACUGUUAUGUUCUGGGUUUAAAUCCUGUUGCAUGUCAUUAUUCCCUCUCUGUCCACAUGCAUCUUGUUCUUAAUAAAGGCAAACAUGAGAAAAUGAACUGUACACGAGUCUUUAAUGUUCAUAACAUGUCAGAAGAAACAAACAGAAUUACAUUUUCUUUGCUGUUCUUUAAGUCUUACUGUGAACCCACGAGAAAGUAUCUGAUAUAUUAAAUGAAUUUAACAAAGUAAAUCAAUCAAUUAAUAUUGAUGAAUCAAUGCAUAAGCAGCAUAUAUAUCACUUACAGCCUGAUUUUCACAAACUGUCUUCACCACACUGACAGUCAGCAGAAAUUUACUGAACCAAUAUAAUUUUCAUGUCAGCUCCAAGGGGAAAGAAAUUGACAGUUUUUAUAGUUCUUGAUUCAUGGAUUUUAUUUCCCCGCCCACUGUAGCGGGCGAGGGGAAUCUGCAUAUGAAACCAGCCACACUGGGAGCUUAAAUCAGCCUUAAUUCUGUGUUUCUACUCUGCCUUUGCAAGAUUUGGCCUGAUAGUAGCAGUAGAAACUUCAGUCUGUCAACCACAAUCAUUCUCAGUACAGUAUUUUGAUGUUAAAUGAUGGAUUUACAGACUGUCCUUGCUCCACACCAUGAACAAAAAAUUGAAUUUACCACAUGUCAAAUUUUAACUUCAUUAAACAUGACAGUGUGGUAGGAAACAGUUUCAGAGUCUCUGUAAAACAAGAUAAAGUAACUGAUAAAGUAGCACUUCCUGUUUUGUACGAGCUGUUGAUUUGCUCUGUGUGUCUGUGAAUGUGUGUGUAUGUGGGGUAUUUAAGAAAGCUGUGAAUAAAUGUGGUUACAUGUAUGAACACAUACAACAACACAUGCAAAUCAUUGCAUUUUUUUCCAGCUUUACACUCACAAAUUCAUACUUUAUUUAAAUGGCUUCGAAUUGAACUUCAGAAAAUCAUCAAACUGGAGUUAAGUUUUCAUUCAAAUGAGUAAAACGAAUAAAAGGAUCUGCAUCUAUCGGUGUUUCUUUUCCUGCUGCUAUUUCCUCAGAGUUUUUCUACUGAAACCAGACAAAAGUCUGGUCAGGAAACACUGAAGGCAGCAUCCCAACAGUUCAUCAUGUUCUUAAACUUGUAUCAAUUAUAGUUUGUUGGAGUUUUAAAUUGGGUACAUGGUGGAUUGUUGUUCGCCCCAUAGGGCUGACCAAGGGUGGGGUGUAAUAACUGCUUACAUUUAAGUUUUAUAGCAGAAACUGUCUCAAAACUGUUGUUUGUGU
This is a messenger RNA of Thunnus maccoyii (southern bluefin tuna), 2431 nucleotides long. RefSeq names its product natural killer cells antigen CD94-like. The transcript has 6 exons. The record is from RefSeq and is a predicted model, not a curated record. The coding region runs from base 388 to 1122 and encodes 244 amino acids. Lineage: Eukaryota; Metazoa; Chordata; Actinopteri; Scombriformes; Scombridae.